CGUCCUGUCAGUCAGCUGAUAAAAGUCUCCUGUUGAUCGACGAGCAGAACAAACAGCUCAGUCAUUGUCGAGUCUCUGCGUUUGUCCUGCUGCCACAAUGAGGAGCGGAUUCCUGUGUGUGUUCGCCGCGCUGCUCCUGACCACCGACGGUCUGGUCCGAAUUCCUUUAAAGAAAUUCCGUUCCAUCAGACGUGAGCUGACCGACUCGGGGAGAACAGCCGAGGAGCUUCUGGCCGACAAACACUCCCUUAAGUACAACUUUGGCUUCCCCUCCAGCAACGCUCCCACUCCAGAAACCCUGAAGAACUACCUUGACGCCCAGUAUUAUGGUGAGAUCAGCAUAGGAACUCCUCCUCAGCCCUUCACCGUGGUGUUCGACACCGGUUCCUCCAACCUGUGGGUUCCCUCGGUCCACUGCUCCAUCUUAGACAUCGCCUGCUUGCUGCACCACAAAUAUAACUCUGGCAAAUCCAGCACGUACGUGAAGAACGGCACCGCCUUCGCCAUCCAGUAUGGAAGUGGAAGUUUGUCAGGAUACCUCAGCCAGGACACGUGCACUAUCGCAGGCUUAUCGGUGGAGAAGCAGCUGUUCGGUGAAGCCAUCAAGCAGCCCGGUGUGGCCUUCAUCGCCGCCAAGUUCGAUGGGAUCCUCGGCAUGGCGUACCCUCGCAUCUCUGUGGACGGAGUGGUGCCAGUGUUUGACAACAUCAUGAACCAGAAGAAGGUGGAGCAGAACGUCUUCUCCUUCUACCUGAACAGGAACCCCGACACUGAGCCUGGCGGUGAGCUGCUGCUGGGAGGAACCGACCCCAAAUAUUACAGCGGCGACUUCCACUACGUCAACAUCAGCCGCCAGGCCUACUGGCAGGUCCACAUGGACGGGCUGGCGGUCGGCAGCCAGCUGGGUCUGUGUAAAGGCGGCUGCGAGGCCAUCGUGGACACCGGGACGUCUCUGAUCACCGGACCAGCAGCCGAGGUCAAGGCCCUGCAGAAGGCCAUCGGAGCUUUCCCACUCAUCCAGGGAGAGUACAUGAUAAACUGUGAUAAGAUCCCUUCGCUUCCUGUCAUCACCUUCAACGUGGGCGGACAGAGCUACAGUCUGACAGGAGACCAGUACGUCCUCAAGGAGACUCAGGCUGGAAAGACCAUUUGUCUGAGCGGCUUCAUGGGUCUGGACAUCCCCGCCCCCGCCGGGCCGCUGUGGAUUCUGGGAGACGUGUUCAUCGGCCAGUACUACACCGUCUUCGACCGCGACAACAACAGGGUGGGCUUCGCUAAAUCCAAAUGAGCACAUCCUGCACUCGAGCAUUAAGUUCAAGCUUCAAUAUCCGAGCUGCACACGUUUUCUGUUGCUUUGCAAUCAAACCGUAUUUAGCAAUAGACUUUGUGUAGGGCCUAAAUGCACUGAUCUGAAGAAUUUGUACAGUUUGUGACAGCGUGAGAGAAAGCGUUUGGAGACUUUGUAGGUUGUGUGGUGAGUUUAUAUGAUCAGGGAUCAGUGGAUUGUAUUGGUACUGCCCUUUUCAAACAUCCAAGUGAUCUAUUUUUUUUUUUUUUUAAAUCAGGGAUUUGUUGUCAAGAGAACUUUGAAUUAGGUUUUUUAGGAUGAAGUUGGUCUUCCACUACUGACAGAUGUAUCUUAACAUGAUUGGCGUCAAUAAAGUGUUUUUAAAAGAUAA
This is a messenger RNA of Amphiprion ocellaris (clown anemonefish), 1679 nucleotides long. It is a transcript of the gene ctsd, whose product is annotated as cathepsin D. Gene Ontology annotation, cellular component: lysosome. Gene Ontology annotation, biological process: proteolysis. The transcript has 9 exons. Gene Ontology annotation, molecular function: aspartic-type endopeptidase activity. Lineage: Eukaryota; Metazoa; Chordata; Actinopteri; Pomacentridae. Bases 98 to 1288 code for a protein of 396 amino acids. The record is from RefSeq and is a predicted model, not a curated record.